AUGGCUUCACAAGAAGAACAGAAAAUUCCCAUCAAAGUAUUUUUCGACAAACAACACAACAAGGUCGUUGCGGUUGAAUCCACCAAGGAUUUCGUCGACACCUUCUUCAGCUUCCUCUCCCUUCCACUCGCCACCAUCAUUCGCCUCCUCACCAACCACCACCAACAACAACCACCACCGCCACCACUCCUUGGAUGUAUCACGAACCUCUACCAAAGCGUUGAGAAUCUCACCCAAAACGAUGUCUGGAACAGUGUAUGCAAGCACAUGUUACUGUUCCCAAGAAACCCCUGCGACUCACUGUGCUGGAAACUCUUCUUCAACAUCGACGACACUGAACCCUCACCGAGAUUUCUCGUCUGCGAGUACUGCACCAGCAAGUUCACAACUUUCCGCAACCUGAUUUGUGCUUGUGGGAAUCCCGUUAAUGGAAAGCCUCACGAUUUGGAUUGGGAACUAAGAAAGAAGAGUAAUAGUAAUAAUAAUGGUCAUGUCAAUGUGGAUGAUGCUAAGUGUGGGGUUUUUGUGAAGGAGAAUGGGUUUUUGUUUCUUGUGUUUGAUGAUUUGGCAGUUGUGCCGAGUUCUUUGGUCACUUCAGUGCAGAUGCUGCAUCAACUUGGCUAUUCCGAUUUGACUCAGCUUGAACAAGUUACUCGUAGUAUUGGCAAGGACGAGAUUUUGAACUUGCUCAAGUAUACCCUAACCUCAUAUGAGCCUUUGACUAAUAUGGUUUUGGCAAGCGACUCCAAGAAGAAAGACAAACCAUUAAACCCAUUCGCAUCGGCAAUUAGAGUUAUGAGGCCUGCAACCAGUGAGAGUAAAAUGGAUAUAAAGAUACUACAGAGUAAGUCUCAAAACAAGAUAAUGUUUGCAGAAGCUAAGGAAGAUUUUGUCGACUUCAUGUUUAGCUUACUCACCAUACCGUUGGGGUCCAUUGUGAAGCAAUUGGGUGGUAACACUUCAGUUGGUUGUGUUGAUAACUUGUACAAGAGUGUGGAGACCUUAGAUUCUUCAUGGUGUACAGAUUCGCGUUCUGUGUUGCUCAAUCCUGGUGUAGCGCCGCAAUUUAGUUGUCCGAAUCAGCUGCUCAACAUUCCUGAGGGGGAACUUCCUACGUAUUAUUAUGGAAAAGGGACAUAUGAGCCUGAGCCAAAUCCUUACUAUAGUAAUAGAAAAAGAGAAGUUACCUGGACCGGGGGAGUGGUUUCCAAAUCAAAUUCUGACAUCGCCGGUGUAAAACUUCUGACUGCUCUAGACCCAAGAUCCCCAAAGAGAUUGAAAGAAAGUGCUGUGGGGUUUGUGAGAAGACCAGCAUUGUAUGCCGUAGGAGAUGACUUAAGAGUGAGGCCACUUUCUGGUGACUCUUGCAUUUCUUAUUUGAAAGAGUUGAAUGUUCCCAUUGAUGAUCUUGAAAUAAAGGUGAUAAGCAUUGGUGAGGCAGAGGCUUUAAGCCUCCUUGGAGCUUCCUUGACAUCGAAGCAAGCACUGACUACCGGAUUGCAAGACUUUCUGGAUGUGCCGAGACAAGAAUCAAAUUUGGCAUCAAAGUAUACACGCACUAGUCGUCUUGAUGAUCUUUUAAAAGAGGAACCUAAUCCAGAACCCUGAAUACUCCGACGCCUGCAAUUGGAGCAUACAUUACCCACCAUAGUCCAUACUAUUUUGCUUUGAUCAAGAACUAAGAACUUUAGACCUUAUUGUAAAUUUGGAGUACAGAUACUUCAUGCUUUGCCUUUACGUAACACACUGAUACUAGGUUAAGAUUCUUCUUUCCAGUGGUAUGGUCUUACCUAAGUUCUGGAAUACUUUAUGUAACACUAACUUUUGGAUGUUCAAAUGAUGGUAUUCAACAGAGUAUAUUU
Arachis stenosperma is the source of this 1862-nucleotide messenger RNA. RefSeq lists its product as uncharacterized. The coding region runs from base 1 to 1608 and encodes 535 amino acids. The record is from RefSeq and is a predicted model, not a curated record. NCBI's taxonomy places the organism in Eukaryota, Viridiplantae, Streptophyta, Magnoliopsida, Fabales, Fabaceae. The transcript has 3 exons.